Phymastichus coffea is the source of this 2458-nucleotide messenger RNA. RefSeq lists its product as uncharacterized. The record is from RefSeq and is a predicted model, not a curated record. The coding region runs from base 158 to 1081 and encodes 307 amino acids. The transcript has 8 exons. NCBI's taxonomy places the organism in Eukaryota, Metazoa, Arthropoda, Insecta, Hymenoptera, Eulophidae.
UCUCGCUGACGAGUCCUCUUGACAUUCACAUUCGCAGCCCGAGAAUGAGUGUUUGCAAAGGUGGCGUGGACGUUGCGAGCGCCGCGCUAACACAGCUUAUUACGUGAGAUUAAUUGAAAACGAUGUAAAAGGUGCAAGCAGUUAUUACAGACGCGACAUGGCGAUAAUGCAGACCUGCUGCUGCUGGCGUUCGGUACGUCGCGGCAGUUUCGCUUGUGCCGUUUACACCGUGUUUUAUUAUGCGGUAAUAGCGGUUACCUUGGCGUCGGUACUGCAGGAGGAAAGCCAGUAUCUAACAGGAAAUCGUUCGCAACCCAAGUCCAACAGCGUUCUCGUGGAGCAAGUGUCCCCCGUGACAAUGACGUUUAACAUCGCAUUACUUGUUUGCUCGUCUUUGGGUGUCAUUUGCUGCUUGCUACUCUUGUAUGGACUUUUCAAGGACGAGAAGAUGUUUCUGGUGCCGUGGAUUUGCAUAAUGAUUGCUUGCUGUGUUGUCGACAUCUCGCAUUUAAUAUAUGCUUUCAUCGGUCAGGGGCUCAAGUUCAAUCCGGUAACGGCAAUGAUUUUAACGAUCGACUUUUUCCUGAUGUGCCUGAAUAUAUAUGCGGUGCUGUGCGUUUAUUCGCAGUAUCAAGAGUACACCGUCGGUCGUGGCACUGCUGCUCACGAUUGCCCACAGAGGGUACCAACAGUCCGUUAUACGGUGCAACCAACGGCAACGGCAACUUCGUGUUUGAGUUCACGUCGGACUACCGCAACUACUGUUGAAGGACGUACACCUAUACAGAGUCCUACGACGUAUUUAACCAUCGUUCAUCCACCACCCAGCACCAAUCGACUAAUACUUCCUAGCAAUGAACUCAAACUACCUGGACGCAAGCACGUCAAAUUUCCCGAUGCAAUCGACCACGAUGUCAUCGAAAAAAUUGAUGAGACAUUUGCAAUACAGAUAUGCCCUGCUGAAGAGUCCGAUGAUGACGAAGAGGACGACGAAGAAGACGAGGAAGAAGAUGAGGAAGAAAUGGAUUACUACCACCGGCAACGACGUAAGAAUGGCACAACGAAAAACGGUCGAGUUUAGUGAAGUGGAACUCUGUUGUUAUACAGAAUGUGAUAUUGUUGGAAGUGUUGAAACAGUAUAUAGGCUAUCCAUGUUAUGAACAGUUGAUGAGCAUGAUUUUUUAUGGGUGAGUGAAAGAUAAGAUGCAUUUAUUUAAGAAAGAAGAUGAAUAUUAAAAUUAUUUUUUUUAUAACGAAAAAUUUUGGUACACUAAAAUAUUUAGCUAAAUUUAAUGUACGUAUUUAUAUAUGAGUUCAUAAACUUUAGUUAAUUUUGUAUAAAAGACUAAGCUUAAAAAACCUCUACUUUAAGAAUAUAUGAAAAAGAAAAUUAAUGGUUUUAGUCGGUUGUAAUAUUUUUGGAUAAUUAAAAUGCAAAAGUAGACCGUACAUGCAAACUUUUACUGAUUUUCUUGUAAAUAGAAGAAAAAUGCCUUUGAGGAGUCAGAUUAUCGCGAUUGAACUUUUCAAUACUUUUUAUUAUUAUGUAUGCGGCGUGUACCUCUUCAGCAGCAUCUUUAUUGAAGCCUAAUGUAUGUACUCUGAGAUAUAAUACAUUAUAGGCUGACGCGAGCAAAUGUUGUUCUACUUCAAAAGUUUGUUUUUGCGAUGAAAAAAUCACAGAGUAUUUAUAAUUUAGUCGUAUAAUGUAAAUAAAUACAACUGUAGCUUAUGAUGUGAUUGUUCCAUUGAUAUUACUGUGCAAUAUUCGAUGCAUCUAUAUUGACGGUUAAUUUCAAUAACGGUCUUAAUAUUUGACAAUUAGUUGAACACUAAGAUAGUUGGAUAUAUCUACAAAACCUUUUAUUUUUAAGUAAAACAUAAGGCUAACUGAAAAUUGAGCUCAAUACAUGUUCUAAUUUUUUGUUAACGAAAAAUUUUUCACGCAAUAGUAUAUUUGACUUCAAUAUGCAAUAUUGUUCUAGGAAGUAAAUUUUUUUUUUCAUUAUAAAUUUUAUUCUAUGUUUAUUCAAAAUUAAUCACAAUGAAACGAAACAAAACAAACGAAAGUUUUCAUAGACUUGCCUAAUAUAGAUAAAUUUCAUUAAUGAAACGUAUUUUUAUUUCUCGAAUGAAUAAAAUUACUCAGCGCAUUGUGAAAUGAGGUUCUAAAACCGAUCCUGUCCUAUAUCUAAACAUGAUUUUUGUAAUAAAACUGACUAUUAAUUUUUUUUUAUCUCCUAAUCUUAUACCAUUAAAUUAUAAAUAUUGUAAAUAGAUACAUUUGUAACAAAUAAUUACGAGUUUUCGAAUAAUUUUGUAAGAUACUUCUUCAACAACACUCCUUUAAAAAACUAGUUUAUGUAACUACGUUAAACAAUAUAAUAACAAAUAAUUAAGUGUGCACUUAAUAUUAUCCUUUGGACUGUAAAUAUGUUCUAAUGAAAUUUUAGUAAUA